Messenger RNA from Bathycoccus prasinos, 2046 nucleotides. RefSeq lists its product with no specific name. Gene Ontology annotation, molecular function: hydrolase activity, hydrolyzing O-glycosyl compounds. NCBI's taxonomy places the organism in Eukaryota, Viridiplantae, Chlorophyta, Mamiellophyceae, Mamiellales, Bathycoccaceae. Bases 1 to 2046 code for a protein of 681 amino acids. The transcript has a single exon. The record is from RefSeq and is a predicted model, not a curated record.
AUGACUGUAAACUCAUCCUCGCGAGGGCAAUCUCACGGCGCUUUCGCGCGCGUUCUGUUCGUUCUCGUUUUGUUCGUUUGUUUUCGCGCGUCCUCGGCGCAGCAAAGCUUUAACAAAAGGUUCAUCCGCCGCGACGGCGCGUCGUUUUCUUUUUUCUCUUCUUCUGGUGGUGGUUUGGAGAGAGAAGAGCGCUUUCUCGCGCUCGGUGCGAACGCGUUCGCGUUGCUCUACGAAGAGAACGGACGCGAAGAAGGGCAGCAAAUGGUCGAUAGGGUGUUGGACGGCGCGAAAACGUCCGGGGCGAACGUGUUGAGAGUUUGGGCGUUUUUAGACGGCGAUCGGAAAGAUUUCGAUGGCAGAGCGUUGCAAAAAGACGUUGGAGUGUUCGAGGAGGAGAAUUUUCAAGGGUUGGAUCGGUUGUUACGGAAAUGCGAAAAGAGAGGGAUUCGGUUGUUGCUAACGCUGACAAACUUUUGGGAGGAUUACGGAGGGGUAAAGCAAUACUGCGACUGGUUUGGGGUGAAAGAGAAGAGCGAGUUCUUCCGUGAUGUGAGGAUUAAGGAGGCGUAUAAGAGGUACGUGCGAUACGUCGCGGAGAGGUACAAGGACGACGAGAGCGUGUUUGCGUUUCAGCUGAUCAACGAGCCGAGAAUGGAAUCAGGGGGAGGAGAGAAUGGAAUGGUGAGAGAUGCAAUCAUGAGCGAGUGGUGUCAAGAGAUGAUUCAGGCGUUCAGAGAGGUGAACAUGAAUCACAUGUUAUCGCUCGGUUCGGAGGGGUUUUAUUCUUCUUCUUCUUCUUUCACCAACUCGGCGAACGUCAAUCCGUUUUCGGAUGCCGGAAACUGGGGCGUCGAUUUUAUCAAACACUCUGUCGGAUUUGAUUUUUUGACCGUGCACUUAUGGGUGGACGAUUGGUUGAGCGACGCGAGCGAAGAGGAGAAGUUACGCUUUACUGAUCAGUGGGUACGGCAGCACAUUCGAGACGCGGAAGCGUUAGGCCUGCCUAUUCUUUUCGAAGAGUUUGGCAAGAAGAAACCGAUCAGCGUUCGGGCAUCCUACUAUGAGAGAGUGUACGAGUUGGCGACGGAGGCGACAGUCGCAAUGAUACAGAGAGAAGGAGGAGUGUUUGAGCAACGAACUUCUCUCUCUCCAAGCGCCGGCGGAAUCUUGUUUUGGCAUCUCGGCUCUCUUUUGAAGAAACAAUACGACGAAGACGGGUAUUGCGUGUUCGUGGAAGACAAAGAACACGAACCAAUAUUGAACAUCGUGAAGGUUUAUCACGAUAAAAUCGAAGCGAUACUGAAAUCUGCAACGAUGUCGAAUGUUUUCGUUCCUCCGCCGUUCAUUCCGCCGUUCAUACCAGAAAUGCCGCCUUCCUUCGUUCCUCCGUUUGUAAAGAAAAAGGAAGAGUGCGAUGAGAUUGAAACGAACGCGCGGUAUGAUAUCGCGCCGUUCAUGAGAUACAACGACGUAGACAAUCCCGAAGAGUGUUGCCGGUUGUGCCACAACAGCGCACCCGACGGCCAAGAUUACCCUGCUAAAAAAACUUGCGAAGCGUUUGCGCACGACUCGGCGAGAACGAGUUGUUACGUCGGAGAGGUCAAAGAUCCAUCGAACCCGAAGAAGACCGUAGGUCAAACGCCCGGCGUCAACAACAACCCUGGAUGGACGUCUGGAUUUUCAUCGCACUAUCGGUUCAUUGCCAAUCCGAACAUCGCUCCUCCUCUCUAUUCUUCUCCUCUUCCUCCUCCUCCGCCGCCGAGGAAACCGCCCGAACUCGUCGCGGUCUCCAGUCGAUCGACCGAACACGUCAUCACCGCCGUCAUGGAAUUUUCCGAGAAAAUCGACAACUUCUCCUAUUAUCUCGGCGCUGUGUAUAUCGACAACGACAAAGCGUUCGUUCAAUCUGUCACGAGCAGCUCACGAGUCUUCUUCGCCACGGUCAAGCGCGUUCGCACCGUCGGCGUCAACGCGCCUUUCGGUCCAAUUCAAAGGCGCUUAUCGUUCGCGUACAAAGGGUUCCCGAGCGUUCUCUUUUACGCCUGA